This is a messenger RNA of Lycium ferocissimum, 1742 nucleotides long. RefSeq lists its product as uncharacterized. The coding region runs from base 975 to 1472 and encodes 165 amino acids. NCBI's taxonomy places the organism in Eukaryota, Viridiplantae, Streptophyta, Magnoliopsida, Solanales, Solanaceae. The transcript is spliced from 5 exons. The record is from RefSeq and is a predicted model, not a curated record.
AAUUCUUAAACUGAUUUUAUGUUGCAAUUCUAGUUCUACUAAGUAAAUGCCUUACUCGAGUUUUCAGAAAUUUAAUUUAUAUAGUUCUUGCACUAGCGAUGAAAAUGUGACUAGCUUGUGUAUGAUGGUGUGACCACAUAGAUGGGAUGUUAAUUCCUAAUCUUUUGUGUUAUAAUUAAUAUGUUAUGCAACAUCUGUGUGAUGUUAAAUUAGCAUUUUUACAGUGUUUGAAAUAUGUCAUAUGAUCCUAAAUUUAUUACCUACACUUAAUCUGCAUAAUGAUAGCUCAUCAUAAGUGCAAACUUUUUAAAUUUUUCAUCCUUCCAUGGAAGCCUAAUGAGACAAAAGGUGGCAUAUAUAAGUAGUGAUGGUACAUGAGUUGAGUCUCCUGUAAGCUUGUAAAUUGCAGAUUUGGUUCCAAUUGCUAGUGAUGCCGCCGAUAAUGGCUUUACUGUGAACGUAAAUUAAUGAUUUGAGCCGAGAAAGAUAGUGUAGUUUUAUACUUAUAUCUCAUUGUACCUGAUAUGAAAUAGUGAAAUUUUCCCAAUAUGUUGAGUUUAAGUUUUUCUAAAAUGCUUGGGAUGGGGAGGAUUGCCGGUGUUUGUGACAGGAGGGGUUAAGUAGGCAGUUGGAAGGUUCGGGGAGAGAUUGUGGGUAUGUGCGGGAGACAUCCAGGCUCAGUGAGGGCAUGCAAGGGUUAGGGGGUUGUAGAGCUAACUUCAUCAAAAGCAUUGUAUCAAAAUAGAGUAAUGUAAAUGAAAACAAAUGAAGUAUUAUUAUUUUUAUUUGUUAUGAAAAAGGAUAAUGUAAAUAAAAACAAUAAAAACAAAUGAUUUGAAUAAGUAUAUGAGUACAAUCUGAGACAGAAUGUGCUCAAGUGUCUUUGUAAAAUCAUUUGGUUCUAUUGUUGAUGAGAUGAAACAUAUAAGGGAUGAGUGUAAUGAUCAAGUUACUGUUACUGUGAAUGCAAUCAUAUGGCCGACUCCUCAGCCAAUUGGGACAAUCUCAUGGAGGCAGCAAUUUCUGCAACCUGGUUGUUUUUCUCUGCAAUUCCAACUCUUCUGGCUUUUAGGCGAGCUGCAGAUUCAGUAGCGAAGCUAAUGGAUGUCACUAGAGAGGAGCUUCCUGAUACUAUGGCUGCAGUUCGACUCUCUGGUAUGGAGAUCAGUGACCUAACCAUGGAGCUCAGUGACAUUGGCCAAGGAUUAACACAAGGCGUUAGAAGCUCAACUCGAGCUGUCCGCUUAGCAGAGGAAAGAUUGCGACAAUUUUCAAGCACAAAUCAAUCAGCAACCAUGCAGGGUCUACUAGUCCCAACGGCGACCAGGACAGCAGAACCAGCUUUAGCCAAAAAGGCGAGGGACCUAAGGGAAGGGAUAGUUAAAGGUCGUCAAGUUUUGCAAAUGCUUUUCGCCCUCACCCGGUAUUCCACAACGGUCUCCAAUUUCUUGAAAUCCAGGGCAAAGACAUAGAUUCAGUAGCAUUAGAUCCAAGGAAAUCAAAUCUACUUUUAGUUGCAUAAUUCUUGUCCAAUGUCUGUGGUCCUUCUAUUGGCUGUGGUUGAAUGUUCACUUUCACCAAGUGCUAGACUGUUACUAGCAUAUUUCUUUCUUGCUAUGUUCAUGUACAUCAGACUUUUAUCUAUGUUAACUUUCCCUAUUUCAUGGAUUUGGUGGGCUGAUCCACAAUGUAGUUCAGUUGGAUCGUUCUUUUGUCUAUCAAAGAGUAUCCUUUUCCCCUUC